Molecule: messenger RNA, 2680 nt
Organism: Oryctolagus cuniculus (rabbit)
Lineage: Eukaryota; Metazoa; Chordata; Mammalia; Lagomorpha; Leporidae
Source: RefSeq, a predicted model, not a curated record
CGUAAGUGGCGGGCGGAAGCGGCCCGCGAGGCGCGCCGUAAACGGCUCCCGCGCGCCACUUCCGGCCGGGUUCCGCAGACGGCGCUGGUGGGCCAUCGUUAAGGCGCCGGAGGACGUUCCCCGCGGCAGGAGCCAUGGAGAUGCCUCUGCCGCCCGACGACCAGGAGCUGCGGAAUGUCAUCGACAAGCUGGCCCAGUUCGUGGCCCGCAACGGGCCCGAGUUCGAGAAGAUGACGAUGGAGAAGCAGAAAGACAACCCGAAGUUCUCGUUCCUGUUCGGGGGCGAGUUCUACAGCUACUACAAGUGCAAGCUGGCGCUGGAGCAGCAGCAGCUCAUCUGCAAGCAGCAGGCGCCGGAGCUGGAGCCGCCCCUGCCGCAGCCGCCGCCGGCCCAGGGCGCCCCGUCCAUGGACGAGCUCAUCCAGCAGAGCCAGUGGAACCUCCAGCAGCAGGAGCAGCACCUGCUGGCGCUCAGACAGGAGCAGGUCACGGCGGCCGUGGCCCACGCCGUGGAGCAGCAGAUGCAGAAGCUGCUGGAGGAGACGCAGCUGGACAUGAACGAGUUCGACAGCCUGCUGCAGCCCAUCAUCGACACGUGCACCAAGGACGCCAUCUCGGCCGGCAAGAACUGGAUGUUCAGCAACGCCAAGUCGCCGCCGCACUGCGAGCUGAUGGCGGGCCACCUGCGCAGCCGCAUCACGGCCGAGGGCGCGCACUUCGAGCUGCGGCUGCACCUCAUCUACCUCAUCAACGACGUGCUGCACCACUGCCAGCGCAAGCAGGCCCGGGAGCUGCUGGCCGCCCUGCAGAAGGUCGUCGUGCCCAUCUACUGCACCAGCUUCCUGGCCGUGGAGGAGGACAAGCAACAGAAGAUCGCGCGGCUCCUGCAGCUCUGGGAGAAGAACGGCUACUUCGAUGACUCCAUCAUCCAGCAGCUGCAGAGCCCGGCGCUAGGGCUUGGCCAGUACCAGGCCACGCUCAUCACCGAGUACUCGGCGGUGGUGCAGCCGGUGCAGCUGGCCUUCCAGCAGCAGAUCCAGACCCUGAAGACGCAGCACGAGGAGUUCGUCAACAGCCUGGCCCCACCCCAGCAGCCACCCAGCCCGACGACAGCAAGCCAGCCAUCCAGAUGCCCGGCUCCUCGGACUACGACUCCGCGGGCGGCGUCCAGGACCCUGCAGCCGCCGGCCCCCGGGGCCCUGGGCCCCACGACCAGAUCCCACCCAACAAGCCGCCGUGGUUUGACCAGCCCCACCCUGUCGCUCCCUGGGGCCAACAGCAGCCUCCGGAGCAGCCCCCCUACCCGCACCACCAGGGCGGGCCGCCCCACUGCCCCCCCUGGGGCAACAGCCACGAGGGCAUGUGGGGCGAGCAGCGCGGGGACCCCGGCUGGAACGGCCAGCGCGACGCGCCCUGGAGCAACCAGCCCGACCCCAACUGGAACAGCCAGUUCGAGGGCCCCUGGAACAGCCAGCACGAGCAGCCGCCCUGGGCCGGCGGGCAGCGCGAGCCGCCCUUCCGCGUGCAGCGGCCGCCGCCCUUCCGCGGGCCCUUCCCGCCGCACCAGCAGCACCCGCAGUUCAACCAGCCGCCGCACCCGCACAACUUCAACCGCUUCCCGCCGCGCUUCAUGCAGGACGACUUCCCGCCGCGCCACCCCUUCGAGCGGCCACCCUACCCGCACCGCUUCGACUACCCGCAGGGGGACUUCCCCGCCGACAUGGGCCCCCCGCACCACCACCCCGGCCACCGCAUGCCGCACCCCGCCAUCAACGAGCACCCGCCCUGGGCGGGGCCCCAGCACCCCGACUUCGGCCCGCCCCCCCAUGGCUUCAAUGGGCAGCCCCCCCACAUGCGGCGGCAGGGCCCCCCGCACAUCAACCACGACGACCCCAGCCUGGUCCCCAACGUGCCCUACUUCGACCUCCCCGCUGGCCUCAUGGCGCCGCUCGUGAAGCUGGAGGACCACGAGUACAAGCCCCUGGACCCCAAGGACAUCCGCCUGCCGCCCCCCAUGCCGCCCAGCGAGAGGCUGCUGGCGGCCGUGGAGGCUUUCUACAGCCCGCCCUCACACGACAGGCCCAGGAACAGGUACCGCUGGGGGCCGUGCGCCUGCACCCCCGUCAGGCGGGACCCCAGGACCCUCCCGAGGGUGACGCUGCGGUGUGGGGAGGCCGUGGGAGCACUCGCUGUAGUGCGGGGCCGCAGCUCACGCGCGCGGGAAUCCUCACCUGCAGGAGGCCCCGGGCGGCGCGGGGUGGCCGGGCUGAGCCGGCGGGGUCUCCACCGUGGCUCCCGUGGCUUUAGCGUUAGAGCGAGCUCUGGCGGAUGGCCCCGGGCCUGCGCCCCGGGCCUGGUUUUCCUUUAGUUGGAUACUUUGUCCUUUGUGUUUUCCCUGCCAUGUGGGCGGCCGCCUGUUCCCGGAGCGGAACGGAGCGGAGAGACCCUGGGGGCGGCCACGCGUUCCGCGCCGUCGACGGCACAGACACGUUCCUGCCAAGUCUCUUCAAGGAGAUGCCGUGUCCCUCCGGCCCUGUGCGCGGGCCCGGCCUCUGGUUUGUCCCCACGUCCCGUAGCUGUGACUCGUUCCGACGCGUCCGACCAGGGGACGCGCACACGUGCUGUUCACGACUUCUUGUGGAUUUUACUGUUUUGCCUUCAAAUAAAGACUUUUUUUAAA